Numida meleagris (helmeted guineafowl) is the source of this 3582-nucleotide messenger RNA. RefSeq names its product collagen alpha-2(IX) chain. Bases 934 to 3003 code for a protein of 689 amino acids. The record is from RefSeq and is a predicted model, not a curated record. The transcript is spliced from 33 exons. Lineage: Eukaryota; Metazoa; Chordata; Aves; Galliformes; Numididae.
UCAGAGCCCGCGGCAGCCACUGGGAGGGAGGCGGGGCGGUGGGGGGGGAGGCAUGAAUGGGCAGUCACGUGGUGCGCUGGGGGGUGUCGUGGGGUGCAGGGGUGGAUGUGUGGUGGGCGUAUGGGGGUGCAGCGAUCUAGGGGAGAGAGGCGAUGCCAACCUCCCCCCCGCCCCGAUGUGCCGCGGCCGCGAGCGGAGACGUCCCCGCGGCUUUGUGAAUGGAGGGGGUGUCCAGGUGCCUUGGAACCAGGGGUUGGGUUUGGAAACGCCAGGGUUUGGGGCACAAACGGAGACGAAUCCAGAGCUGGUGCUCCCCCCGCCCCCCCCCAGUCCCGCUGCUCCGGGGGCUGCUGCCGGCCCCGACCUCCCCAGCAGUGAAUCAGCCUCCGGCGGCUCUCGCUGCGGAGCGCUCCGUGAUGAGGAGGAGGAGGAGGAGGAGAAGAUGCGGCGGAGAUGAAUCAUCCGCGCACCUCCGGGAGACAGCGGGUCCGAGGGGGCGGCCGUGGGGUGGGACCCGGCGGGGGGUGCCCAGGGUCCUGAACCCCUCACCUCUCCCAGAGCCUCCCACCCCUCCCGGUUCCAUGCUGGGGACCUACUGGGGGCUGAGCGCAGUGCAGGAGCUCGCAGUGCAGUAGCGGGUCCGACACCUCCCCCCCCCAGAAUCCCCCCGUCCCCAUCUCGCAGCCCCUCGCCCCCAUCAAAGCCCCUUUGUGCCACCCCCCCGCCAUCACCCGGCCCCAAAAUAGCAGCAAGCUCACCUGCGGGGGGGGGCGGGGGGGGACAGCCAGUGCCUGCCCUCGUCCCCCGCUGCUCCAUAUUAAUCAGCCCCUUCCUCCUCCUCCUCCUCCUCCUCCUCCUUCUUCCUCCUCCUCCUCCUCCUCCUCCUCCUGCCGGUCCCUCUGCAGUCCGACGUGCACAGCCCCGCUCCCGGCCAUGGCCCGCCGCGGCCCCGCGCUCUGCCUGCUGCUCCUGCACGCUGCCUGCCUCUGCCUGGCCCAGCUCCGGGGGCCACCAGGAGAGCCCGGCCCACGAGGCCCCCCCGGUCCGCCAGGAGUGCCGGGAGCGGAUGGCAUUGAUGGUGACAAAGGCUCUCCUGGAGCCCCUGGCUCCCCGGGUGCCAAGGGGGAGCCCGGAGCCCCAGGUCCGGAUGGGCCCCCAGGGAAGCCGGGCUUAGACGGCCUUACAGGAGCCAAAGGGGAGCCGGGGCCCAUGGGGGGGGCAGGACCAAAGGGUCAACCUGGACUGCCGGGGCCGCCGGGGCUCCCAGGCCCCUCGCUGCCAGGACCGCCUGGGCUGCCAGGCCAGGUUGGACUGCCUGGGGAGAUCGGAGUGCCGGGACCCAAGGGUGAUCCUGGACCCGAUGGCCCACGGGGCCCUCCAGGCCCCCCAGGGAAACCCGGCCCCCCAGGACACAUCCAAGGAGUGGAGGGAAGCGCAGAUUUCUUGUGCCCAACCAACUGCCCGCCAGGUCCCAAGGGCCCCCAAGGACUGCAGGGACUGAAGGGACACAGAGGUCGGCCCGGUGCCCUGGGGGAGCCUGGCCAGCAGGGCAAGCAGGGCCCCAAGGGUGACGUCGGUGCCUCCGGAGAGCAAGGUGUCCCAGGCCCUCCAGGACCGCAGGGGCAGCGGGGGUACCCGGGGAUGGCGGGACCCAAGGGCGAGACGGGUCCUGCUGGCUACAAGGGGAUGGUGGGGACCAUCGGCGAGGCCGGGCGGCCGGGCAGGGAAGGCCCUAAGGGACCUCCAGGGGAUCCAGGCGAGAAGGGAGAGCUGGGCGGCCGCGGCAUCAGGGGCCCCCAGGGAGACAUUGGCCCCAAAGGGGAGAAUGGUCUGCCCGGCAUUGAUGGCAAGGAUGGCACACCAGGCAUCCCAGGCGUGAAGGGCUCUGCAGGACAACCCGGCCGCCCAGGACCCCCAGGACACCGGGGACAAGCUGGCUUGCCGGGACCCCCAGGAAGCAAAGGUGGCCCAGGAGACAAGGGUGAGGUGGGAGCUCGGGGGCAGCAAGGCAUCACCGGAGCCCCGGGGCUGAUGGGUGAGCCCGGCCCCCGGGGUGAGCAGGGACCGCCGGGCAUCCCCGGGCUGAAGGGUGACCGGGGGGAACGUGGCCCCGUGGGAGCCCCUGGUGAGCAGGGCAGAGCGGGGCCCAAAGGCGAACAGGGCCCCCCAGGGAUCCCAGGACCCCAAGGCUUGCCAGGAGUCAAAGGAGACAAGGGCUCCCCAGGAAAGACCGGCCCCAAAGGCGGCAUUGGAGACCCCGGUGUCCAUGGCCUCGCAGGGGUGAAGGGUGAGAAGGGUGAAUCGGGAGAGCCAGGACCAAAGGGACAGCAAGGCAUCCAGGGCGAGCUCGGCUUCCCCGGGCCCUCGGGGGAUGUGGGCUUACCUGGCGUGAGGGGAUACCCAGGUCCCCCCGGCCCACGGGGGCUGCUGGGGGAGCGCGGCGUGCCGGGGAUGCCGGGGCAGCGCGGCGUUGCGGGCCGGGACGCUGGGGACCAGCACAUCGUUGAUGUGGUGCUGAAGAUGCUGCAAGAGCAGCUGGCGGAGGUGGCCGUCAGCGCCAAGAGAGCCGCCCUGGGGGGAGUCGGUGCCAUGGGCCCCCCCGGACCCCCGGGGCCUCCGGGGCCACCUGGGGAGCAAGGCCCCCACGGACCCAUGGGACCUCGAGGCGUCCCCGGCCUCCUGGGUGCCACCGGGCAGAUCGGCAACAUCGGACCCAAAGGGAAGCGCGGGGAGAAGGGUGAGCGGGGAGACACCGGCCGUGGGCACCCGGGGAUGCCGGGUCCGCCAGGGAUCCCAGGUCUCCCCGGCAUCCCCGGCCACGCGCUGGAUGGCAAGGACGGGGAGCGGGGCCCUCCAGGUGUCCCAGGGGAUGCUGGGCGCCCGGGAUCCCCCGGCCCCGUGGGGUUGCCGGGUUUCUGCGAGCCGGCCGCCUGCCUGGGGGCUUCUGCCUACGCCUCGGCGCGGCUGACGGAGCCGGGCGCUGUCAAGGGACCUCUGUACUGAGCACACCGCCAGCAAACACUGCAAACCCACGGGAAGGCACCUCCACGAGCCGCGGGACGGACCCACGGCACAGCGGCGUGGGAAGGGACAGAGGGAGCUCCGCCUCCACCCCCUCCCUGUGCCCGUCCCACAGAAAUAAAGCGGCUCUGAUCCAAUCCCUCUGGCGCUGGUCCGUCCUUUUGGGGCCGGAGGGCUUGUCGCCGAUUUCCUCCCUCCUUUUUUUUAUUUUAUUUUUUAACGACAGCGAAGCGGUGGUUGGACUAUUGAGGAAGCGCCGGUGCCUUGUUGGCUGCUGGCUGCUCGCGCAGCUGUAAAUCUUUGUAAAAUAGGAUUUGUUUCAUGAACCACACCUCGGAAAUCGCCAACUCUUCAAAAAAAAAAAAAAAAACAAACCCAAAACCACAGACAAUAAAACCGAGAUGGAUCGUUACCGAACGGAGCCCGCGUGUCCGCUUCUUUGAGGUCCCUCCUCUCUCCCACCACUCCCAGCAGCGGGUCGGGCACCCCAGGCCCAGAUGCAGGACAGAGCCACGAGUGCAUUGAGCAGGGGUCAGCUCCCUGCUGCUGCCGAGCACCUCA